Messenger RNA from Porites evermanni, 569 nucleotides. The record is from the annotation of a GenBank genome assembly. NCBI's taxonomy places the organism in Eukaryota, Metazoa, Cnidaria, Anthozoa, Scleractinia, Poritidae.
AUGAGGCGAACACCACCUAUGCCCGCAGAACAAAGGCCAAGGCCAAACACCACGGUCACCAACAGUUCAGGCCAAGGGUGGGAAUCAAAAGCGCUCCAUGGCAAAUACCUACAGCGGGUGAAACCGGCUGACGUGGACCAAGACAAGACCCACAGAUGGCUAAAGGCAGCUGGCCUCAAGGCAGAAACCGAGGGCUUUAUCAUCGCAANAACAGCUCAGGCCAAGAGUGGGAAUCAAAAGCGCUCCAUGGCAAAUACCUACAGCGGGUGAAACCGGCUGACGUGGACCAAGACAAGACCCACAGAUGGCUAAAGGCAGCUGGCCUCAAGGCAGAAACCGAGGGCUUUAUCAUCGCAACCCAGGAACAAAGCCCCCAACACGCUGGUAUUAACAAAACAUCCUCAAGAAGCCUGACGUGGACCCAAAAUGUAGACUGUAUGGCCGUUUCCACGAGACCAUUGACCACCUGGUCUCUGGCUGCCCUGAACUGGCUAAAACUGAACAUACCCGCCGCCACAACAAGGCAGCUGCACCCAUGCACUGGAAGGUCUGCAAAGAGUUUUGCAUUG